This is a messenger RNA of Clarias gariepinus (North African catfish), 4684 nucleotides long. RefSeq names its product phosphorylase kinase, alpha 2 (liver) (gene phka2). Gene Ontology annotation, cellular component: phosphorylase kinase complex. The transcript has 32 exons. NCBI's taxonomy places the organism in Eukaryota, Metazoa, Chordata, Actinopteri, Siluriformes, Clariidae. Gene Ontology annotation, molecular function: calmodulin binding. The record is from RefSeq and is a predicted model, not a curated record. The coding region runs from base 280 to 3993 and encodes 1237 amino acids. Gene Ontology annotation, biological process: glycogen metabolic process.
GCUGUUAUGUGGCCUACUGCACAUCUUCCCCGGUGGUGACAAGGACUGUAAAAGGCCAAUGUGUUGAGGACUGUGUACUAAUCGGAUGGAUACAUCGAAUGGACGUCGGUUUUGCUCAGAGAGCCUGCUUAUAGGGGGUGACACUAUUCUCAGGGAGAUGAUGUUUGCUCAGCUUGCCUGCAUUCCCUGGGGCGUUUGUACUUAAAGCAGCGUCAGUAAUGGAGUAACAGUUUAACCACAGGAGCUUGGGCUUUUAUUGCUUGACGGCGAUAAAUCAAGAUGCGGAGCAGAAGCAACUCAGGAGUGCGACUGGAUGCGUUCGCUAGACUCGUCCAUGAGACCAUCCUGUGCUAUCAGAAUCCAGUGACAGGUUUGCUCGCAGCAAGUGCACAGCAGAAAGAUGCCUGGGUCAGGGACAACGUCUACAGCAUCCUGGCCGUGUGGGGUCUGGGAAUGGCAUAUCGCAAAAAUGCUGACCGUGAUGAGGACAAAGCCAAGGCGUAUGAGCUUGAACAGACUGUGGUCAAGCUGAUGCAAGGACUGUUACAGUGUAUGAUGAGACAGAUGGAAAAGGUGGAGAAGUUUAAACACACACAGAGCACCAAGGACUGUCUGCAUGCCAAGUACGACACUUCCACUUGUGCAACUGUGGUUGGGGACGACCAGUGGGGGCACCUGCAGGUAGAUGCGACAUCAUUGUACCUGCUGAUGCUGGCACAGAUGACAGCUUCCGGGCUGCGUAUUAUAUCGAACCUGGACGAGGUGGCUUUUAUACAGAACUUGGUGUUCUACAUUGAGGCUGCUUAUAAAGUGGCUGAUUAUGGAAUGUGGGAGAGAGGAGACAAGACAAACCAGGGGAUUGCUGAAUUAAAUGGAAGCUCUAUUGGAAUGGCAAAGGCUGCUCUGGAGGCCAUUGAUGAACUUGACUUAUUUGGAGCACAUGGAAGUCCCAAAUCUGUAAUCCACGUUCUACCAGAUGAAGUAGAGCACUGCCAGUCAAUCUUGUGCUCAAUGCUGCCACGAGCUUCUACAUCCAAGGAGAUCGAUGCUGGUUUGCUCUCGGUUAUCUCUUUUCCUGCGUUUGCAGUUGAAGAUGCUGACCUGGUCAACAUUACUAAGAGUGAGAUCAUCUCCAAGCUCCAGGGACGUUAUGGGUGCUGUCGGUUUAUUAGAGAUGGCUACAAGACCCCAAAAGAGGAUCCUUCUCGGCUUCAUUAUGACCCAGCUGAGCUAAAGCUGUUUGAGAAUAUUGAAUGCGAAUGGCCAAUCUUUUGGACUUAUCUCAUACUGGAUGGUGUUUUCAACGGGGAUCACGUACAGGUGGAGGAAUACAAGGAGGCACUGGACGGGGUCUUGAUUCGAGCUAAACAUGGCAUCCGGCUGAUGCCUGAGCUUUACGCUGUACCUGCUGACAAGGUUGAAGAAGAAUACAAGAACCCUCACAGUGUAGACCGUGUAGCUCUGGGGCAGCUGCCUCACCUAUGGGGACAGUCUCUCUACAUUCUGAGCAGUUUGCUAGUAGAGGGAUUUCUUGCUCCUGGAGAGAUAGAUCCUCUAAACAGAAGGUUCUCCACCGACUUCAAACCAGAUGUUGUUGUCCAAGUCAGUGUAGUAGCAGAGACCGAGGAGAUCCAGGCACUUCUGAGGGGUAAUGGGAUUGAGGUGCAGACAGUGUCACAAGUCCAGCCCAUCAGAAUCAUGUCUGCUCGUAUUCUGAGCCACAUCUACGUCAAGCUUGGAAACUGUAGGAGGCUCAAUUUGACUGGACGGCCGUAUCGUCACAUUGGUGUUCUAGGGACUUCUAAGUUCUAUGAGAUCAGGAAUCGUACCUACACGUUUACCCCACAGUUUAUUGAUCAGCAUCAUUUCUACCUGGCUCUGGAUAAUCAGAUGAUAGUGGACAUGCUAAGGACAGAGUUAGCCUACCUCUCUUCCUGUUGGCGGAUGACAGGAAGACCCACGCUCACUUUCCCGAUUACACAUAGCAUGCUGGUGGAGGAUGGUGAAACCAUCGAUCCUUGCAUCUUGUCCACUUUGAGAAAGCUCCAAGAUGGCUAUUUUGCAGGAGUCAGAGUUCAGUUGGCGAACCUCUCCACAUUCCUCACUACCUCCUUCCACACCAAACUCAGCUUUAUGGAUGCUGACUCAGAGGAGAACCUCGAAGAUGAAGAUGAUGACUACAGUGAAGAUGAAGACAAUGAAGAUAAAGUUCAUAAUUUUUACAGCACUGAAGAUUCCAAAGAUGUGCUGGACCAGUACUUCGCCCACCUCAUACAGAGCACAGCCACAACAUCGCAUCUCCCUCCUGUCCAGAAAGGGCAGCACCAUGUUUUCAGCGCGGAGCACACUACCAGGGACAUCCUGACACUCAUGGCUCAGGUUCAGGGAUACACCAUGCCUAAGCCGUCUCUGUAUUUACCAGUGGUUCCCAUUAUGAACAAACACCGGAAGUCUCUGAACCUGCUGGACCUCCCACACCCUCAACACCACACUCCUCAAAACCCCCAAAAGGCCAGUUCUCUUGACCUUCACCUGCCCCGUGAUGCUCAAGGCAACACAGACUUUGCUGCGCUCGUGAAUCACCUGAAGGAAUGCCCCACAUUACAGGACCAGGCUGAUAUUCUUUAUAUCCUCUAUGCUAUGAAAGGGGCAGAGUGGAUGGUGAAUAUAUCGGAGCAGAAGGGAGCCACAGUGCGCACUCUGCUCGAGGAGCUUUACGGCAAAGCUGGAGCGAGUAAAGAGUGGGGACUUAUUCGGUACAUCUCGGGCAUCUUGAAGAAGAAGGUGGAGGUAUUGGCCGAGGCGUGUACUGAUCUGAUCUCCCAUCAGAAGCAGCUGACGGUCGGUCUUCCUCCAGAGCCAAGGGAGAAAAUCAUCACUGUUCCUCUCCCACCUGAAGAACUGAAUAAACUAAUCUUUGAAGCCAGUGGUCAGGAUAUAAGCAUCGCGGUACUUACCCAGGAAAUCAUGGUGUAUCUAGCCAUGUAUGUGCGCUCCCAGCCGAAUCUGUUUGGAGACAUGCUGCGUCUAAGGAUAGGUCUCAUCAUGCAGGUGAUGGCCACUGAGCUUGCCCGUAGUCUCCAGUGCACAGGUGAGGAGGCAUCUGAGGCGUUGAUGAACCUCAGUCCAUCAGACAUGAAAAAUCUGCUUCAUCACAUUUUGAGUGGUAAAGAGUUCGGAGUGGAACGGAGCGUGCGUCCAACUGAGUCCAUGGCCACCAGUCCAGCCAUAUCUAUCCGUGAACUCGGACACACAGGAGCCACGAAAACAGAACGCACAGGCAUCAGGCAGCUUAAGACUGAAAUCAAACAGCUGGAUGACACCAGACCUGUCAGCAUUUGUACUGGCGGUUAUUCCGCAGGCAGUAAUGUCACAUCCCCUCGCUCCACGAGGUGUAGCAGUCCUUCGACCCCGAGUGGCGUCAUGUCACCCACAGGUACAGGAGACUCACGGUUGCAGUGGGAAGAGCGCCAGGGGCAGUGGCUAAGGAGACGCCGCCUGGAUGGCGCUAUUAAUCGAGUGCCCAUGGGCUUCUACCAGAAAGUGUGGAAGAUCUUGCAGAAAUGUCAUGGCCUCUCAAUCGCAGGAUAUGUUCUGCCCUCCUCUACCACCCGUGAGAUGACAGAAGGCGAGAUUAAGUUUGCUGUGCAUGUGGAGUCCGUGCUGAACCACGUUCCCCAGCCUGAGUAUCGGCAACUGCUGGUGGAGGCCAUUAUGGUGCUCACCCUGGUGGCUGAUAUGGAGAUCCCCAGCAUUGGGGGAAUUAUUCACAUUGAUCGAAUUGUUCAGAUGGCAAAUGAGUUCUUCUUGCAGGACCAGAAAUCUAGUGGGGCCAAUGAGUUUUUUCUGGAGAAAGAUCCUGCCACAGGAAUCUGCAACUUCUUCUAUGACAGCGCCCCCAGUGGCAGUUAUGGCUCUAUGACCUAUCUGUCCAAAGCCGUGGUCGCGUACGUCCAUGACUUUCUCCCCAGCGGUGGCUGUCUGAUGCAGUGAGAAGAACGGCUUAAGGAACCUCAACGUCGACCUGGGAUCAAUUUAUUUAAUAGCGGUCCUGCCUUUUACAACUGUGGUUUCAGAUCAGCAGGAGAGAGGCAGCGUGAAUAGUGCAUAUUCCUAACAAAAUAAAAACAAGGAGAUUCCUUUUAGACCACUGUGAAGCUGAUUUUAAUAAGUGUAUCUAUGUUAUUAAUUAGCAAGUAAUAUUAUGAAGUAAGGUAUUUAUUGAAAAAUAGUUAAUUUACGUAAAUUAAUUGCUUUUAAUUUAAAUAUUUAAUAAUUUAUCUUUUUAUUCAAGAAUUCCACAUUUUCAGCAAACAUAAGCAAAGACCAGUAACCCAUAAUAUUAUGGUGAAAAACGCAAUACCUCCAUGUGAAUUUUCUGUUACUCUUUAUGGUUAUUGAUGCAUGUACCUAAUGUUUGUUUUAGCACCAUAUUAAUAUAAAACUGAAUAAUACUAUACCUAUAGCUUUGUAUCAAACUGAUAACUUUUUUAUGUAUUAUACCAAUGAGAAUAGUACAGUAUAAUUUACCUGGUAUACAUGUACUGUAUUUGGAGCAUGUUUACAUGAAUAUGUUACACUGAGACUAAGAAUGUAAGCCCAGAUAUGCAUAUCUACUGUACAUCACUUACUAACAUGCAGUAAGUGUUUUCUAACUUGGAGAACUGUUGAGAGGAACAAAGAA